Messenger RNA from Tupaia belangeri chinensis (Chinese tree shrew), 2761 nucleotides. It is a transcript of the gene IQCB1, whose product is annotated as IQ motif containing B1. Bases 374 to 2170 code for a protein of 598 amino acids. The transcript is spliced from 15 exons. The record is from RefSeq and is a predicted model, not a curated record. Gene Ontology annotation, biological process: cilium assembly. Gene Ontology annotation, cellular component: cilium. NCBI's taxonomy places the organism in Eukaryota, Metazoa, Chordata, Mammalia, Scandentia, Tupaiidae. Gene Ontology annotation, molecular function: calmodulin binding.
CGGAGGCCUGGACCCUAGGCUCCUGGGCCAGGGGAACCCGCGUGUUGAGUCUUAACGUGAGAAUCGGCCUGCCCCACCCCCUUUCUGUGGAGAUCGGGCGUGGAAACAGGUCCGGCGAGGGGCACUGUCGGGCUCGAGGCCUGGUACCCCCGAAACUGGGUCUAGAAUCCAGAGGAAAGGAGCCUGCGGCUGGAUAGCCUCGCUCCUUGGACCGGACUGGAGGCGUCGCCGUUUCCUUGACAAUAGUUUCAGGACCUUUGAGGACCAGAGUGAUCCUUAGAGGCAGUGACAGGCACGAGUAGGAAGACGUGGUGAUUCCCAAACGAUCGACUGAGGCUGGAGUUGGUGGUCUGGCAUCAGGGUAAUACGAGAAAUGAAGCCAACAGGUACAGACCCGAGGAUUUUAUCGCUAGCUGCUGAAGUUGCAAAGAGUCCUGAGCAGAAUGUCCCUGUUAUACUAUUGAAGUUAAAAGAAAUAAUAAACAACGUGCCUUUAGGAAGCUCAGAGUUGAAGAAAAUCAAGCAAGAUAUAUAUUGUUAUGACCUCAUUCAGUAUUGCCUAUUGGUCCUCAGUCAAGAUUGUUCACGAAUCCAGGGUGGUUGGACUACAAUUUCUCAGCUUACACAGAUAUUAAGCCAUUGCUGUGUGGGCUUGGAGCCAGGAGAAGAUUCAGAGGAAUUUUACAAUGAUUUCCUUCCAUCAGCUGCAGAAAAUUUUCUAGUUUUGGGGAGACGAUUGCAAACAUGUUUCAUCAAUGCAGUUAAGGGCGAAGAAAAAGAUGAACUAUUACACUGUUUCCAAAUUGUGACUGAGUCUCUUCUCUGGCUUUUGGGAGGCCAUGUUCAACUCAUACCAAAUGUGCUGCAGAGUGAUCAUUUCCUACACUUGAUGCAAACAGACAAUGUUCAAAUCGGAGCUAUAGUCAUGACUGUGCUACAGAGUAUACUACAGAUCAACAGUGGCGAUUUACUCAGAAUAGAAGGAAAAGCCUUGCAUUCAAUUUUAGAUGAAGUUGUUUUCAAGCUUUUAUCAACUCCUAGUCCAGUCAUACGAAGUACUACUACAAAGCUUCUACUGUUGAUGGCUGAAUCCCAUCAGGAAAUUUUGAUUUUACUGAGACUAAGUGCCUGCUACAAAGGAUUCAGAAGUCUACUAAACAAACAGGAAACUGGGACAGAAUUUAGCCAAGAACUUAGACAGCUGCUUGACCUUUUAAGUCCUGAGGUCUAUCAAGAAGUCGAAGAGCAGAACCAACAUCAGGCCGCUUGCGUGAUUCAAGCUUAUUGGAAGGGUUUCCAGACUAGAAAGAGAUUAAAGAAGCUUCCAUCUGCUGUAAUUGCUUUGCAGAGGAGUUUCAGAGCUAAACAAGCAAAGUUACUGCUGAAGCUAAAUAGGCAAAAGGAAGAAGAGGACCUCAGAUUACAUUUGCAUCUUCAAAGACAGAGAGCCAUGAGACUUUCCCGAGAAUUACAGCUGAGUAUGCUUGAAAUAGUUCAUCCAGGUCAGGUCGAGAAACACAAUCGGGAAAUGGAAGAGAAAUCAGCAUUGAUUAUCCAGAAACAUUGGAGAGGGUACAGGGAAAGGAAAAAUUUUCGCCAACAGAGACCAUCUCUCACAGAGUACAAAGCAGCUGUCACACUUCAAAGAGCAGUUCUUAAAUUCCUAGCAAAGUGCCGUAAGAAGAAGAAACUGUUUGCUCCUUGGCAAGGACUUCAAGAGCUCACUGAUGCACGCAGAGUUGAACUAAAGCACCAAGUGGAUGACUAUAUCAAGAGACACCUGGGUUCUCAGAUGUCAGAUGUGGCCAGCAGGGAGCUCCAUGCCCAAGCUCAAGAACGACUGCAACACUACUUUAUGGGCAGGGCCCUAGAAGAGAGAGCCCAGCAGCACAGAGAGGCUCUGAUGGCUCAGAUCAGCACCAAUAUUGAACAACUAAUAAAAGCACCAAGUCUGAAGGAAGCAGAAGGGAGAGAACCUGAACUCUUCCUAAGCAGAUCCAGGCCUGUGGCAGCCAAGGCCAAGCAAGCCCAUCUCACCACCCUGAAGCACAUACAAGCCCCCUGGUGGAGAAAGCUUGGGGAAGAACCAGGAGAUGAGAUUGAUGUUCCAAAAGAUGAGCUCAGUGUAGAAUUAGAAACUUUAUUCAUUGGUGGAACCAAACCCCCUUAGUGAGUUACCCUGAGAACUGACCCAAAUCUUAGGUUUCAGGAGAUUAUAUUGGUUCUUCCUCUGGCAUAUUAGUAUAUGAGAACUUGGCUACUUUAUGAUUUUUCAGAGGUUUCUCUCCAAACAAGAUUUGCAGUCAGUAAGCAGAGUUACCUUCUACCUCUCAGUUUUCUUUAUGUUAUCUUCAUACACCCAUUCCUCAUCCCACACACAGGUUUAUGUAGCUUUUGUUGUGGAACUAAACGCAGCAUGGCAUUCUCUUGUUUGCAUUAAAUAUGAGAUUUCUUUUGUUUCUGAUGUUUUCCAACUAGAGGUUUUUUCUAAAAUACUUUCAACAACUGUUCUGAAAAAAUGGUCAGGAUAGCUUCAACUUUUCACAUUGAUUAUUUAGAAUUUCUUGUUUUUCUAUUAAUAUAGGUGUAUUCUUGGCCUUUAUAAAGGUUAGGGAAGAAACAGUCAAUUGAAGGAUAUAUCGCUAUUUUCUAUAAAACAAUAUUGAAUUUAUGUUGUUUUGUUAUUCAACUAGGAUGCAAUGCAAGAAAAAUGUCUCCAAAAUAAAAUCACCUUCUUUUUAUUAAACUGUGAAAACUAUGC